Messenger RNA from Lates calcarifer (barramundi perch), 3443 nucleotides. RefSeq names its product protein Niban 1-like. The record is from RefSeq and is a predicted model, not a curated record. NCBI's taxonomy places the organism in Eukaryota, Metazoa, Chordata, Actinopteri, Centropomidae.
GUGAUGUUACAGUUUGUGAGAUGACGGCUGUGACAGACUUCACCUCAGUUUUAACAAUCCCGCCCAGCUUCACCACACACUGACUCACACAGAACAGAGGAAAUGAGCUGAGCUAAAGCCUCCUGACACAGACACUUGAGAAGAAGGGAAACAGAGACACUAUGGGAGCAUCUUCCUCUGGUUUGUUGGAUGAGGCCAAAAUCAGCCACAUUAAAGGCCUCGUGGACAGUACAGUCCAGAGCUUCAGUGUGUUUUACCGUCAGCAGUACUCGUCAGCCUACUGUGGACACCUACACCAGGAGGUGGAGCCUAAGAAAGAGGGGAGGGGCCUGUUGCUCACUCACAGGCCUCAGCAUGCUCCAGAGGAGGUGCUGUACCAAAGCAGUGUUAAGUUCUCCUCCUGGGAGGAGCAGGGAAAGAAAUUCAGAGAGAGGUACGCCGUGCUGAGAAGAAACUACAAAGUGGAGAUACAUGAAAACGUGGAGACGUUCAAUCGUGGAGGUGCUCCUAAGUUGGUCCUCCAGCCAGUGGGGGGCAGCGUGCUGACCACACAGGAGGAGUCCAGAGCUCACCUGGAGAAAGUCUGUGCUGGAAUACUCAAUGGAGUGAAGGAGGAUUCUUCUUCGGUGGUGUCAUCUCCAGAUGUGUUUGCCGUGUAUCUGCACCUGCCUUACACAGGCCACGCCUGCUUCCUGUUUCAACAGGAAGAGGAACGAGAUCACUUCCUGUCUGCCCUCAAGACCUGCAUCAGACAUUGCAACCUUGAUCCCUGGUGUGAAGCGUCCUAUGAGAGCCAGGCGUUCACCCGAGCCCUCCGCCUCUACCGUCAGGACAAAGCAUGCUAUGAAUCCUGGGAAAUGCUGCUGGGCACUGAGGAGCAAGUGCUGGCCUCCCAAGUGAUGGAGGAAGUGUUGCCAUGGUUACAGAGUCAGCUUCAGUCCAGAGUGAAGGGCAAGAAGGCUGAGAGGAUCCGACAGUGGUUGGCGACAGUGCAGGCAACCUACACACUGGUGCUGGAGCUGCUAACAGCAAAUUUGGAGGCUCUAAAGGAGAACUGUCGUCAGACAGCGUCAGACAAUCAGGCGCUCAUCAGAUCCAACCUGGACCAGAUAAUGUCCUCUCUGUGCUUCCUGGAAGAGAAAGUCAGAGGGUGUAUACGUGAAGAAGCAGAGACAGUGUACAGUGAAUCUGUAGCCCCCUACAUGUCUUCCAUACUUGAGGCUCUUACAGAAAACAUCAGUGCAGGGAUUCAGGGGAUGCAACACACACUGCACACACAGAUGGACUCAGCCUUCACACACACAGACGGAGGGACAGAGGAGACAAAGAAGGCUUUGUCCACUCUGCGCUCCAUCAGUCUGGAUCAGUGCUACAGGCAGGUGGAGAACCUGAUGGAGAAACUUGGAGACUUGAGGCAGAGGUUUGGACUGAGCAGCGCUCAGAGACUGGUUCACUCUGUACAUCUGGAGAUGGAGCAGCUGUUGGACAGUGCUGUCUACACCUUAGAGCUGUUCCUCCAAUCAUCAGCCAGGCUGCAGCCCACUCAGAUUCCUGUCAAGAUGGAGAGAGCUAAAGAAAGGGUACUGAAGCAGCUGGACUAUGACAGCAGAGUGGUCCAGAGGAGGCUCUAUCAGGAAACUCUGCUGGAGAUCACUCUGCCUGCUCUCAGCAGGAAGAUGGACAGCAAGUGGAAGAGUGAGCUGCAGCAGUUUGAGCAGUACAUUUUCUCUGACUACAGCAGCUUCAUCCUGGUUCAGAAUGUCUACGAUGAUGUACUGAGAAACAUCCUCAGUAAGGAGAUAGAGACAGUGGUCCAGGAUGCUGCCAGUAAGAAGAGCAAUAAUCUCCUGUUGGACAUUUCAGACCUGGCCAUCAGUCAGUACAGCCUGUUGGGACAGACUCCUCCUUGCUCUGUACCAGGCAGCCCGGCUGUUCACAGCCGAGACUCGUCCUCAGCUGUGGCGGAGGAGGGAGUUCAGACAGUCACAGCUCCCCCUCAGCCUGACCCAGAGCUUCACCCCGAAGACAAACCUGAUCCCAGUACCACUCAAAGUUCAGAGCGGAGCACGGUGCCUCUGUCUCCUGUGAUUGUUGUGACGCAGCAGGCUGAUGAAGCUGCAGUCGAGGACGCCCCUGACCUCCAGGAAAUCCAAGAAGACGUUCAGCCUGGAGCUGAUCAGCCGUCGAUGACUGAUUCGACUACAGCUGAAUCUUCCAGCUCGGCCACACCUGACUCUGACGCAGCUCUAACACAAGAGGCAGGACCACCUGACUCCCCUACUAUCUCUGAACCCACUAAUCCUAUCCCAGACUCUCCUGAGCCAACGGAGUCCACCCUGUCCCCGCUGCAGUCCACAGAUGUCCUGGCUGAAUGUGCUCAGAGCGAUCAGUCUGCGACGCCUGAAACUUCUGCCAACUCACAUCACAUGUCAGAGGACGCCUCCUCCGUCCAGCCCUCCUGCCCCUCACCACCACACUCAUCUUUCACAGACAGUCCCAAGAGAAUCAGCCUCGGGUCACUGAACGAGGCGAUUGGUUUGAACUCCACAACCCCUGGUGUAACGCAGAUGAUGGCACAGCAGACGACUGACAGAGCUGUCUACCUGACGGGAGGGAUCAAGGACAGCUGGGAGGUGGAGAGGCUUAAAGAGAAGAAACAGAAAGAGGAAGAGGAGAAGACUGAAGGGAGGGUAGAUGAUGAAGACAAGGGUAGUGAGCUUGAGACAAGAAAGGAAGACGAGGAAGAGGAAGCAGAGGAGAAUGGAGAUCAUGCAGAAAUAGAAAAGGAAGAUAAAGAGGAAGAUAAAGAGGAAGAGGAAGAUAAAGAAGAAGAGGAAGAUAAAGAGGAAGAGGAAGAUAAAGAGGAAGAGGAAAAGGAAAAUAAAGAGGAAGAGGAAGAUAAAGAAGAAGAGGAAGAUAAAGAGGAAGAGAAAAGGAAGAAAGAGGAAGAGGAAAAGGAAAAUAAAGAGGAAGAGGAAGAUAAAGAAGAAGAGGAAGAUAAAGAGGAAGAGGAAAAGGAAGAUAAAGAGGAAGAGGAAAAGGAAAAUAAAGAGGAUAAGGAGGAGGAACUCCUCCAAAACUCUCAGCCAAUGGAAUCAGAGCCAGAAGGUUCUGCUGAGCUGCCACUGGACAGUGUGGCCAUCAUCAGAGAGCUGGUGACAGAGGUCACUGAGGUGGAUAUGGUCAUCAGCCCCUGUCCCAACAGCAGCGAUACACCCUGACAGACACAUAACCAUGACAACCACAGAUCCUAACGACGGGAGGAUCAGUCAGAGAGGAAAAGGGAGGAUGACUGGGAGUCCAGGAAUAAAGUAUUACUGCAUCGUUUCUUCAGACAGAAAUGUUGUUUCUCUGGUGACUGUUGUUUUCUUGUUUUAUUCCUGCUGUUUACAUCUGCUAUUUACUUUUCUGCUGAUAACGGCACAAUAAAGAUUUUAAACUUG